UCUGGCUUGGAAACUUUCUCAAGCGCAACAGAGGAGGAUCCACGCCAGCAUCACACGGCAAUGGUGCUUUUCGACCGCAAUCGAGCUCAACAAUCAUAGUUGUGGUUAGACUUUCUACGCGCUGCUUGUAGUGUGGAGUUCACCUUUGGGGCUGCACCGUUGUCGUUCCGCAUAUGUUUACUCGGUUGGAUGAGAAGUCAGGAUGCUUCUAAGGUGGCCUCGAUCGUGGGCCUUUUUGUUGUGUCUGGUGCUAUGCAUGCACAUUGUACUGGCCGAGAGAGUCCACGCGGUUCGACGACAAGAUGCCUCGACGACGACGACAACAGCUGCCCCGAAAACUACUACUGAAACUGGGAAAGAGUACUCGACAACAAUGGCUUGGCGCUCCAGAUCAACAACAGAUACUGCAACGGCUGCCAAAACUACAACGAGUGCCUCCGAUACCGUGAAAGGAACAGCUAUGCCUUCUGCCAUCAACGACAAUGCCCCAACUAGCACACUUGCGAUUAACUGUAAGUCUAACCUGCAGUACCAUUGUAACUAAGAAUACUAGUUCUAACUUUGAUCCAUAGCCACUAUCGUUGAGGGCGAGCUACCUCUUGAGCCCCGGCUAACACCGGCUUACGCGGUCGCCGGUGUGAUAUUACUUUC
This is a messenger RNA of Pseudomassariella vexata, 651 nucleotides long. RefSeq lists its product as uncharacterized. Bases 203 to 544 code for a protein of 113 amino acids. The transcript has a single exon. The record is from RefSeq and is a predicted model, not a curated record. Lineage: Eukaryota; Fungi; Ascomycota; Sordariomycetes; Amphisphaeriales; Pseudomassariaceae.